Molecule: messenger RNA, 5043 nt
Organism: Cyprinodon variegatus (sheepshead minnow)
Lineage: Eukaryota; Metazoa; Chordata; Actinopteri; Cyprinodontiformes; Cyprinodontidae
Exons: 19
Source: RefSeq, a predicted model, not a curated record
GAUAAAGCAGAAAGGAUUUUAAUGCGAUUUAAUUUUUCAGGAAAUACAUUAUGAACAUUUAACACAUUAUAGUGUAGUGCGCUUCCUGUUUUAUAGGGAGUGAAAAUGUAAUUUAUGUUGCGCUUGCGCAGUGAGCAGCUGGUAUAUCUGCGUGUUUUGGUCCGUAGAAGAAGAACCGCGCGGGCAUCAGUGGACUGCUAACAGGCUGUGGAACCAGACUGGCGGUUCUGACGGGGAUCGGUUCGGUUCGGAUGGUUCUCUGCUCACCAGUCUCUCCGUGUUUGUUAGCCUGAAGCUAACGGCGCUGCUAACCUCGGUGUUUCCUGCUCCCUGAUGGGCCGAGGACAAGGACCCAUGAAGGGGAGGCCCCAUGUGGGCCCCCCCGGAGAGGAUAGGCCACCAUUCAACAUGGGCCCGCCAGAAUGGGGCCCUCCUCCCCCAAGAGGCUGGGGUCCUCCACCCCCGGGAGGCUGGGGCCCCCCACCCCCGGGAGGCUGGGGCCCCGCACCUCCGGAAGAGUGGGGCCCUCCACAUACCGCUGGUUGGGGACCACCACCCCCUGGGGGAUGGGGUCUUAGAGGCCCCCCACCUCCAGGCUGGGAUCCACAAGCCCCCCCUUAUCCAGAUUGGGGUCCAAGGGGCCACUUACCUCCUGAUUGGGACCCCAGAGGGCCUCCCCCACCAGGUUGGGGGCGCUACCCUGAUGACUGGGUCCCUCCUCCAGACUGGGAGCGUCCCCCAAACUGGAGAGGGUGGGGUCCAGAGGGUCCUCCUGAGCCGUGGGCCCCCCCUGGACCUCUCCCCCCUGUCCCUCCACCAGGUGUCCCUCUACCCGGUCCUGUUGGGAUGCCUCCUCCGGACCCCGCAGCCGUCCCUCCUGUGCCGCCGCCGGGCUGUGUGCCUCCCUUUGCGUUCCCUCCCUUCCCCGCCCCCGUCUGGACGUCAGAGCCCGUAGCGGAGGAGCCGAUGCCUAACCCGCCUCCUGACCAGCCUGAGUGGAUCAAAGCACUCAUCUCUGCUCCGCCCGACGACGCGACUUCCGCCGAGAUCAAGAAGGACCCGGAGCCGCCGACCCUCACCGCUGCUCCGGACCCUGCCCCCGCUGCCCCCCCCACUCCUGCUGACAGCCCUGCGUCCAGGAAGACGGCCAAAGCCAUGGGGCUGCUGGGAAAGCGUAGAUUUUCCAAGCCUCCACCGGGCAGAUCCACGGGGAUCAUCUCUUUCGUCGGGCCGACGUUCGGCUACAUCGAGAGGGAAGACCUGGAGAAGUUCCAGUUCAACUUCAACGUCUUCUUUGGGAACCCUAAAGCCCUGACGCCCGGCGUCCGAGUCCACUUCACGGCCUGCCAGGAGAAGGGCCACGCCGUAGCCACCGAUGUGAAAGUCGCUCCAGGUGGAACCGAAGACGUGGACCCGGAGAUCUACGAGGCCGUGGUCAGCCAGGCCAUCGAGGAGCCUGAGCCCGGCCAGCGCCAGUACCCCGGCCAGGUGUACGUGACCCUGGGCAUGGUGCAGACCAACCUGUCCUUCGAAAGGAAGGACAGCACAGUGACGCUGCUGAAGGGAGACCAGGUGCUCAUCAACGUGCUGAAUGACAUCAUCACAGAGAGGCGGCGAGCCACCAACAUCAAACCCAAGAUCCCCACCACCUUCAGCUCCACCAGAGAGAUCAGGGAGAAGGGCGUCAUCAUGAGUCUAAAAGAAAACGAAGGCGUCAUCAAGUCAGAGGAACACGGCGAGCUUCUGUUUGAGCUCAGAGAGAACCUGAGUGACAUCGACUUUACGGAGGAGGACGUUAACGAGGAGGUGGAGUUCACUGUCAUCAUGCUGAGGGCGGGGAAACGCGCCAUCAGGAUCAAACGGGCCAAGGAGCCCCUCCUCCUCACACUCUGUGGCGCCUCGGAGGAAACGGAGAGCGCGGCCACCGCUCAGGAUCAGGCCUCUGUUUGCCUUGAUCGGCCCAGGCCCGGCGCCAAGCUACAGCUGGAGCCGCACAUGGUGCUGGACUCGGAGCUGUACGAGGGCAUUGUCAGCCAGACCAUCAUCGAGCCAAAGGGCAAUGUUCCAGGGUAUCCGGGUCAGAUCCACGCCAACAUCGGCCCUCUGAAGACCAACGUUUCCUUCAACCACAAGGCCUGCAGCGUGACUCUGCUGAAGAACGACCACGUGCUCAUGAACCUGCUCAUCAACAGCAAGAAUAACAAGAGGCGAGCCGCCAACAUCCGACCCAAGAUCCCCUUCACCUUCGCCUACACCAAGGAGAUCAGAGAGCUGGGCACCAUCACCUCGCUGGGAGACGAGGAGGGAGUCAUCAGCUCAGCCGACCAUGGAGACAUUCCCUUUGACACCUGUGAGAACUUCAGCGACACAGAGUUCAACCCUGAUGAUGUGGGGAAAGAGGUGGAGUUCACAGUGAUGGCGGGGAAACCCGACAAGAGAGCCAUCAGGCUGAGGAGGGUGAAGAGGAAUAAGGUGGCCGAAGACAAAAUCCUGCAGGAGCAGAAAAAACGGGAGGAGGAGGAAAAGAGGAAUAAGGAGGAGGAGGAGAGGAGGAGGAAGGAGCAGGAAAAGGAGGAGAGGGAGGCAGAGAGGAAGAAGGUGGACGUGGCUGCAGCUCUGGCAGCCGCCAAAGAAAAGGUGAGGAUGGGAUGGUUUCCUACCAGCAGGUGGAGCUAUACUCUCCUGCUCUGUAAGCCGUCUCCCUGCUCUGUAAAGCCGUCUCCCGCUCUCGUCUCCCUGCUCUGUAAAGCCGUGCUUAAAGCGGAGCAGGUGGAGGUGAAGAAGGAGGAGGUGCUUAAAGCGGAGCAGGUGGAGGUGAAGAAGGAGGAGGUGCUUAAAGCGGAGCGGGUGGAGGUGAAGAAGGAGGAGGAUUCAGGCCGUGAGACGGGCCGACUGGUGAUGACCAUCAACGGCCAACAGAAGCAGCUCCCCUUUGGCCCCAAUGACUUGCUGACGAUGGCCACCAUGCUGGUUGGAGACAAGGUGCGCUUCAGCCUGGCGACUCACCAGGAGACGAAAGAGGAGCACGCAACCUUUGUAGAAAUUCUUCCCGACUCCUUUGAAGAGUCCAUCGAACAACGGCACCAUGGCAUCGUCAUCGAGUUCUCGGAGGAGUCUGGCCUCAUCAAGUGUUCGGAGAACCCUCAGCUCUUCUUCCGGAUGUCAGAGGUCAUAGAGCGGAAGAAGCUGGAGCUGAACGAGAAGGUCGAAUUCAGCAUCGUCCCGCAUGAAGGAGGGAGGCAGGCUAUCAGGAUCAAACGUUUCACUGAGAAGGUUUUCCUCCCAGUUCGGAAAAUUGGCGGCAUCGGUGCUAGCAAAGCAAAGAUGACCAUCAAGUUGACCAAACCACCUGAAGCAACUGAAACUCAGAAACCAGAGGCAGAGAAAAUGAAGGCAGUAGUUAAAAGUCUUCGGAAUGAUCACAGCGCCACUCGAACCCGGUACCGCCGAAGUAGGAGUCGAAGUCGGAGCAGAAGUCCCAGCAGGACCAAGGAUCGCAGUAAGAGCAGGAGUCCAUCAAGAGAUCAGUUUGGCCGCGUGGUGAAAAAGAGAUCUAGCUCGAGCAGGGAGCGCGAUCGCAGUAGCAGCCGGCACAGACGGAGCAGAGACAGGUCCUACAGGUCCACCCGGAGCCGCUCCAGGAGUCACAGCAGAAGCCCGAGAAGGGACAGAGCAAAAAGCAAAGAUGGCGCCUCCAAGAAGAGAAGUAGAUCCAGCAGGGAGCGGGAGGAAGGUCACCGGAAGAGGCGGGAGCUGAGCCCUUCGCCGCGACGAGGUGGAGUUGUAGAUAGUGAGUUGGCGAGGAAAAAAAGGGAACUGGAGGAACUGAACGAGAUGAUCGCCUAUAAAAAGUCACUGGUUGAAUUUGAUCCAAGAACCCAAGAGCCUGGAGGACGGACCUGCAUCGACUACGACCACGGCAGGAUAACUUUACCACGGCCGAUUCUAAAGAAGCGACCAGAAGAGUCGGAAUACCACCGCCCCCCCUACAGCGACCCUUACUACGAUCGACCGUACGGUCCGUACCCUGGCCGUCACUAUGGGGGGCCCUACAGCGGCCCGUACGCUCAUCCCUACUCAGACGGCGCUUAUGGCGACCGGCCUUAUGACGGUCGUCUCUAUGGGGAGCCUCCCUACGGCGGGGCGCCCUCCGUCAGCCAUCGCUACACCGAUCGAUAUGACGUUUACAACGAGCAUUACGAUGAGCAUUUCUACGACCCAGCAUACAGGGAACGACCACCAGACAAACCAAGUCGGUCUGCAGAUUCUCGUGACCCUUCGCCAUUUUCUUCGACCAGCCAGAAUCCUAAUCGUUCUGCCAGCCCGGCGACCCAGACGGCUCCCACUCCCUCCACGUUCAGGCCUCCUUCUCCCAUCGAUUCUCCUCCAAGAUCUCCUUCUCCUAAACAAAGACUGGGUUCACCACAGCAGCCUCCACCCGCUGAGAAACCCCCUCUGGACCGCUUCCUUGCCAUGCUUAACAAGAAGGUCGUCGCCGAGAAGAGGUCAGAACCAGCAGACGACCUUCUGCCUCAUGAGCGUGCUCUUCAGGAUGGCGAGGGCUUCUCCAGGAUCUUAGGUCUGCCGCGGGAGCCGCCCAGCACCGCUCUGCUGCAUGAGGUAGAAGAUAAGCAGCCGAGCCCCAAACCGCCGUCAGCUGAGCGAGCAGACGAAGGGGCGGAGCCUUACGAUAAGAUACAGAGUCUGCUGCGUUCCAUCGGCCUCAAGCUGACUUCCGGAGAGGUUUCUAAACUGGCCAGUCAGGCCAAGGAAAACAGGUCCAAGUCUUCAUCGGCUGAAAGAGAAUCCAGACCUGGUUCUGUGGAGACGGCUCCUCCCCCCCCACCUAUGAGAUCCUCCAGCCUAGAACCGUCCAGCCUAGAACCGCCCAGCCUAGAGCCGUCCAUCAGACCGAAGCCAGCCGGGUCGCCGUUUGAAGGAUUCCUGGACCAGCAAGAGCUGAAAACCCUGAAGAAGCUGCAAAAGCUGCAGAGUCGCAGCAAAGCACCAGAGAGCACGCCGCUCGCCCCCUCCUCCCCCAAA